This is a messenger RNA of Marasmius oreades (fairy-ring Marasmius), 741 nucleotides long. RefSeq lists its product as uncharacterized. The record is from RefSeq and is a predicted model, not a curated record. The transcript has 4 exons. Bases 1 to 741 code for a protein of 246 amino acids. Lineage: Eukaryota; Fungi; Basidiomycota; Agaricomycetes; Agaricales; Marasmiaceae. Gene Ontology annotation, molecular function: nucleoside triphosphate diphosphatase activity.
AUGUCCUCUCACAUUCUCGCCCAUGCUCUUCAUGGGCUGCCUGCAAUCAAGAAACUCAAAGACAAGCGUAUAGUUCUCGCCUCAAAUAGUCCUCGAAGAAAGCAAAUUCUAGAGACCUUCGGCAUAUCGCCUGAGAUUUCUCCAUCAACAUUUAAGGAGGACCUUGGUACAGAUUCCUUCCAGGACCUGCACGAGUACCCGGUGGCAACAGCGACUCACAAGGCUGUCGAGGUGUAUGAAAGGCUCGUGUCAGAAAAUCCCGACGAACCUCCUGAUCUCGUUAUCGCGGCGGACACGGUUGUCCUGACCCAUGCCCAACCUUCGACCUCUCAGGCUGAUUAUAGCGUGCUUCCUGAUGUAAAUCAAGAGCUCUUGGAGAAGCCGUCAAACAAGGAAGACAACCUUAGAAUGCUCAUGGAUCUCAAUGGAAGUGUGUGCGAAGUCGUUACCGGAGUAACCCUUGUAUACCCAGUCCUUCAGUCACCAGGUUACUCUAUACGCUCGAUCGAUGAGCGCUCGUUGGUCUACUUCGCAGACAACCCUCAGCACCUGUUGAAAGCGUAUGCAGAUUGUGGGGAAGGUGUUGACCGUGCAGGUGGUUUCGCGAUUCAGGGCCUCGGAGGCCUGUUGAUUCGCAAAAUCGAAGGCGAUUACAAUAACGUUGUUGGCUUCCCCGGCGCGUCUUUUUUUACUUUACUUGAUUUGAUAAUCGAGGAAGACGAAGACUUUCUGAACAUAUGA